CUCAGCUAAUCCCCGCAGUGCAUCUAAUUUAGCCUGAUUAUUCUUGUACUCUUGCAAGCGUACAUCCCACAGAACUGAAAGUUUUCUAUACUCUUCUAUGAAUUCUAUGUUUUUUUCUUGUGACCAAUUCAUCGUGUUGCCUUUCAACACGGAAUCCUUCCCGCGACUGGUGGGAAGGCGUUCAACACUAGGCAACAGGCUAAAUCUUGUCGCAUGCGUCAGGCAACACGGCAAUAUGUUGCCGCCUGUCGCAUGCCACACAAUCGCAUGCUACAUGUUGCCUUCUGUUGAACUGGUGGAAACACACUUAGCCCAUGCGACAAUGUAGCAUGCCACAUGUUGCCAGAAUGUUGCCUUGGUGGAAUCCCGCCUUAAGAGCCCUUCCGUUGACCCGCCCCAUUUCCAUCUCACUUCUCGUUCAAUUACUGAUGGCAGUGGUGAUCAAGAACCUCACAACGCCGACGGUAAUUCACCUACUACCACGCUCCUCGCCGACGGCUGUUGACGAUCCUCGCUAUCUGCCGACAAACUACUGGCGGAGUGCCUCCUCGCCUCUUUUAACGCCCAGCCAUCGCUUCCAAGUCCUCUUCGAUCGCGCCUACCUGCACCAUGUCUACCCUCACUCUGCGCCGCCACACUCGCCAAUCCAUUUCAUCUACCACACCAAGUCUUCACGAAACCCUCGUCAGCACAGGCAAGAAUUCGCAGUUCAACCUACCACCACCAAUACUUCUUCGUUACUAUUAAAACUUCUGAAGGCGAUGUAACCCUCCUCGCUACUGAAUGUUGCACCUCAGUGCGAAAACUCCGCCACGCCCGCUACCCUGGCACGCGACGACCCUAGCGACCAUCGGAUCAUCAGGAAGCAUCUGUAGAUACCGAACAGAACCUGUAUCCCAGUAUGUUACUGCAGUGUUCAAAGCGUUGCGGACUGCCCGAGGACGAGUCUUGCACGUGGCCGAGUGAUGUGAAUAAUACGUAGCAAGUCCGGAUGGUACACUUCACACCUCCUUGGACGGACGCAGUUGUCGCCCAGCUUUCUCUUUUCACACGGGAAUAAACAUCCGCCCUUGAACGGAAUCGCCGCAUAAAAGGACACGUUCGUAAGACGGAAAUGGAGAGACAAGGCAGAGAGGCCAAGCCACACAGGGUCUAGCUCCACCACCUCGUCCUCCACCGGGGACACGGGGGUCUCUUGGGGGGUCUCAUAUCUAUCUUCAACAAUAAACAAAUCAAGCUAAGAACACUUUUGUUGACCCGCCCCAAGUCCAUCUCACGUCUCGCUCAUACACCAUUUUGUGAGAGGUUUGUUGUCCAGGCUGGUCAUGCUACUUGAGGGGUGUAACCUCCC
Molecule: messenger RNA, 1351 nt
Organism: Penaeus chinensis
Lineage: Eukaryota; Metazoa; Arthropoda; Malacostraca; Decapoda; Penaeidae
Exons: 2
Coding region: 315-767 (150 amino acids)
Source: RefSeq, a predicted model, not a curated record